AGCUCAGUGGCAGACCAACGUUAGCAAGCUUAACCUGAUAGUAUUCUGGAUUUUAAACAGGAGGAGACGAGUCUUCUUCAAGUCUUUAUUUCUGUGUGAGACCAUGGAGUCGAGCCUGAAGUCAACCCCUCACUCGGUGAAGCGGUGGCAGCUUGGUGGGACGGACUAUGAGCCACAGCAGGUCCACAGGCAGCGGUCUGAAACCUGCUUUAGCACCUGGACCCCCCUGAACAACAGGACCAGCAACGUCCAGUUAUUUGAGGAGAGGAGGAACCUUUUGUUGCAUUGGUUUGAUCUGUGGACUGACAGACAGAGGAAACAGCUGUUGUACUCUCUGCUAACACGCUGCUCAAAGACACAGCUCAAGUAUUGUCGGGAUUUGCUGAUUGAGACUGUUCCUGUGACUCAAGUGGACUUCACAGCGGUGCUGCCACGCUUUCUGUCCCUGUAUGUGAUGUCAUUUCUGUCCCCUCGUGACCUCUGCUCUGCCGCACAAGUCAGCUGGCAAUGGAGGGUCCUUGCUGAACAGGAUUGUCUCUGGGCCGACCGCUGCAUCAAGAGAGGCUGGUUUCUCCCCUACACACCUGCAGAAAAAGAAUUUGGAGCAUGGAAGACUCACUACGUUUCCUGCGUCUCCACUCUGGACUGGCUUACUCCUCGGGAAGCAGCUGAGCAGUAUGGGACCCUGAACCAACAAAGCACAGAGGAGGCUGAAGAGAGAAGGAAGGAGAGGAGGAUCAGGCAGAUGAUCAGAGGCAAACUGCAAGAGGAGAAAAGAGAAUCUAUAAGAACCAGGAGAGUGUGGGGCAGCAACGCAAACCCUGAAGGAGCCAGAGGUGGAAGAACCCAAACAGGGAGGUCCAGCCCUGGUAUGACAUCCAGUGAGAGAGUGAACACAGCAAAUGGAGCGCUGUCCUCCUUCACCUGUAAACCUGCAGUGCUACAAGCAGCCACUCCAAUCCAUCGUCCUGCUCCCCCUCUCUUGCUGCUGAUGUCCAACCGAAUUCCAGCCUAUGAGCUGCUGCUGAGCGGUGUGACGGCUGGAGUGAUCGUGGUUCUGUACGACCAUAGAGGGACUCUCUCAGCGCUGUUAACCCAGGCCGAGAGGGCCAUUUCUGGAAAGAGAGUUCAGAGGCUGGGACUACUCGCUCCUGGAGGAGCGGAGGAAAUCCAUCUGCUUGAAGGUUGUAGCCUGUCACAGGCGACUCUUCUGACCCCUGACCACAGAGAAUUCUGGGAAAAACUGUCUGGCUGGGUUGCAUUAACAGAAGAAGGAGGAGGGAUUGAUAUCUUCUCUCCACUGGCUGCAUCUGCGUCAGGUUUGGCUCUCAUGCAGGCUCUGUCUACUCUGACGGGUUUGGAGGUUCGGGCACCUAUGGGUCUUGCCACUGGAAAUUUCCAGAACAUCCUCAGUGAGUGGUCUGACAGCAGUGUGUGCACCAGAUUCUCCAAGGAGCAGCCAGCCGGCCCCGCUCUGCUCUAUGUGUGUGAGAGCGUCCUGCAGGGCUGGUGCAGACAGGCUCAGUGGAUGGAGGAGGCUCUGGGGGAGCUGAGGGGCCGCCUGGGGCCACAGCUACAGCGGGCCAGCCUGCAGGCCAGGGGCCGCGCUCUGGGUCAUUUUCUGUGGGAGGAGAUCUGCCUGGAGGAUCUGUGUGUGUCCAAAGAGCUGAAGGAGGCUCUGACUGAGGGGCUCGUUGCUCUCACAAGACAAGAAGAGACCAAACCUGUGGAGUUUCUUGUCCUCUUCUUGACAAGAUGGAGUGAGGAGAAGGAGAGAGAAGAGCGUAGUGGAGAGGAAAAGUGGAGCUCACAGAGAGGCCUCAGCUCAAUAUCUGAGCUACAAGAGAUGGCAUUAGACUGGAGAGGUACAGUUGCCAGAGAGUUGCACCACAGCGAGUGUGUUUACCUGGGGAGACUGGGCGCAGUGCUGAAGGUCUACAAGGAGCCUCUGACAGCAGCUCUCAACUCCAACAGAGCCAUUCUCAGCUUCACCGACAUCCACAUCGUCCUCAGCCCAGUCGCACACAUACUGGAGCUCAGCAAGGAGUUUCAGAUGGAUUUAGGAGCCAGGCUGCAGCAGUGGGGUGCAGAGCAGUGUGUAGGAGACGUGUUGGUCAAAUUGUGCUCAAAACUGAAAGUCUACACCAACUACCUCAACAACUACACCACUGCCCUCUGCACAAUUGACAAGUGCAGGGAGACAAAGCCUCCAUUCAGGGCUUUCCUGAAGAGAGCAGACAGAACGCUUGCAGCACACAUGCUGAGCCUGCAGGAGCUGCUGCUGUGUCCUGUGUGGAGAAUCCAGGAGUACGUGACUCUACUUCAGGCUCUGUCCGUACACUCACCGCCUGGGCAUCCUGACCACAAACACCUCUCCUCCGCCCUCAACUCCAUGUUACGAUUCAGGGAAUUUAUACAGAAGUUGAAGCGUAACUCGGAGAGAAACAAGCUGAUGGAAGAAACGCAGCAGACGAUCCAGGGCUGCCCGAACCUCAAUGAAGGAAACAGGCAGCUGAUAACGACCCAGGAUGCUGCUUUGCUCAGGAGUCCUGGUGAACAGAUUCCAGACUCUCUCAGGACCUACGAGCAUGUCUCUGAUGUGGGCCUCUUCCUCUUUAAUGAUGCAUUGGUGUUGACGCGAAGAAACGUUCAUCACACACCGUUCUCAUUGGCUCACCAGAGCACACACACUUUCCUGGCCUCAGUGGCUCUGUGCAGUCUGCGAGUCAGAGAGAUCACACACACACGUUAUGUGAGUCAUGCCUUUGUCCUGGAGGGUCCCUGUCGUUCGUGGGUUUGUGCCACAGGAAGAGAAGAAGAGAGAGAGCACUUUCUGUCUGUGCUGCGUUCAUCCAUAAAGUCAGCUCUGAAAGGACAUCAAUGACACCAUCAUGACGACAUCGCCCGCAGGACAAGACAAGGUUUGGUCACCACUGGACACAAAGUUGUUACAUAUAUAUAUUUUUUUUUUUUUUCUUAAACAGGGGAAAUCUCAGAAGGCGAGUAAUGGCUCUUGUUCCAUUCGAGCUCAGUUUAAACGGAGCUUUGAGUAUCUCACUUCAGUAAUUCUGGACACAAUCCUUUGAUCACAAUGACUACUUUGCAACUCAACAUUUAGGAACAUUUUAAUUUCUUAUAUGAGCAAUAUUUGUGAGUUAUGUUGUCACUUUGACAUCAUGUACUUCCUGCUUCCUCAGGCAGGUACGACUUACUUCACUACACUACUCAACAACCUGCGUUGUGGUGAUCUUCAGGUUUUACACGGUUUCUAAACUUUUUGAUUCUCUAGGCAUUGCUCACUCACUCA
This is a messenger RNA of Labrus mixtus (cuckoo wrasse), 3307 nucleotides long. RefSeq names its product epithelial cell-transforming sequence 2 oncogene-like. The record is from RefSeq and is a predicted model, not a curated record. Gene Ontology annotation, molecular function: protein binding; guanyl-nucleotide exchange factor activity. NCBI's taxonomy places the organism in Eukaryota, Metazoa, Chordata, Actinopteri, Labriformes, Labridae. The coding region runs from base 104 to 2884 and encodes 926 amino acids. The transcript has 21 exons.